CUUCAGUAAAGUCAAACAAUAUAAAAUUCCGUUCUUUGAAUUGUAGCAACUUCUGCGGGUAUUCUUUGCACCCGCACUUGUCGGAAUUUCGAUUCAUGUUUUCUGUUGAAAAGUGCUUUCUGCGAUUGUAUGACCUGACAAACAGGUUUCCAAAAGACACUCUGCGGGAUGCGGCAUAACAGACGAAGUGAUACAAUGGAUGGACCGCAUUCAGAACUCAGCAGCUGAAGAUGAACCUCCUCCAACGCUUUUGUCGAAAAGCGCUCUUAGAAAAAGGAAGAAAGUGCCAGCUAGUCAAGGAGGGAAGAAAUACAAUGCAGAUGGAUUUGACAACUCUAACUCAACAUAUCCAUAUAAAGAGGACCCUAAGCCUCCACCACCUCCGAAUUACGAGGAGCGGGUGAAUAAGUACUCUCGAGAGGCAAAUGAAGGCCACAAAAGUAGACAUCGCCGGGCCACGAGGAGGGACGAGAAUCGGAAUACGUGUUCCCUCUACAUACAAACUGAUCCCCUCAUUUGGAGGCAUAUACGAGAAAGUUUUCCAGAGCAUGCAGACCCACGAAAAAUAACUGAAGUGAACGAGAAGACCAGAGAGGAAAUCCUAUCACUCAUUGCUCACCAUGUCACUGCCGUUAACUACAUUUAUAGGGAUACAAAGUUUGAUGGUCGAAGUGAACAUAGAAAUAUCAAAUUUGAAGUUCAGAGGAUAAAGAUUGAUGAUGACUCGUCGUGCAACUGCCACCACUCUAGAUGUCCAGAAAUGAACCAGUUUUGUCUAGAAAACAUUGAUGUUAGCAACUUUUUGAACAUCCAUUCCCUGGGUAACCAUGAAGAUUUCUGUUUGGCGUAUGUAUUUACAUACAGAGAUUUUACUGGAGGAACCUUAGGCUUAGCCUGGGUAGCCAGUGCAUCCGGAGCAUCUGGUGGUAUUUGUGAAAAAUACAAGACUUACACAGAGACCAUAGGAGGGAUGUAUCAGUCAACAAAACGAUCCCUCAAUACUGGAAUCAUCACUUUUGUCAACUACAACAGCCGAGUACCUCCUAAGGUGUCUCAACUGACUCUGGCUCAUGAAAUUGGACACAAUUUUGGAUCACCACACGACUAUCCCCCAGAAUGUAGACCUGGUGGGCCGAGCGGAAACUACAUAAUGUUUGCUUCAGCUACAAGUGGAGAUCGCCCGAAUAACAGUAAAUUUUCCAGUUGCAGUAUAGGAAAUAUAAGUAAUGUAUUAGACGCCAUAGAAGAUAAGAAGAAAAGGAAUUGUUUCUCCGCAUCUGCGGGCGCAUUCUGCGGCAACAAAAUCGUUGAAGCAGGUGAAGAAUGUGAUUGUGGAUACGACGAUAAGGAAUGCACAGAUCAAUGUUGUUACCCGAGGAUAAUCAGCAACAGAGAUAGGGAAUUGAACAAAUCUGCAGCGGGAUGUAGGAGACGUUACGGGACCGAAUGCAGCCCUAGUCAAGGACCGUGUUGUAAUAGUGAAUGCAGAUUUAUAUCGUCGUUCCAAAGAGAAAUCUGCAAAAUGGAGUCAGACUGCUCGACGUCCUCUAAAUGCAAUGGUACAAGUGCAGAAUGUCCCGUUCCAACUCCAAGGCCAGAUAAAACUAGAUGUAACAACGGCACUCAAUUGUGCAUUAAAGGAGAAUGUUCUGGAUCUAUUUGCUUAGAGUGGAACCUACAGGCAUGUUCAAUAACGACCCAAGAUCACCCGAACAUCGACAAACGGAAACUUUGUGAGUUGGCUUGUCAAAACGGCACGGAUAUUUGUAGGAGUACCAGCGAAUUUGCGGACAAAGUCGGUUUACCUCCAGGAGGAAUCAGUUUGCGGCCUGGAUCACCUUGCGAUAAUUUCCAGGGAUAUUGCGACGUAUUUCUAAAAUGCCGCGCCGUAGACGCAGACGGCCCCUUGGUACGACUGAUGAACCUGCUCCUAAACAGGCAGACCUUGAUAACAGUAGCACAGUGGAUCACCGAAUUCUGGUGGGCAGUUCUACUGAUGGGCAUCGCUUUCAUCAUUUUCAUGGGACUGUUUAUUAAGUGCUGUGCAGUGCACACGCCUUCUUCAAAUCCAAAGAAGCCUCCUGCGCGAAGAAUCAGCGAAACGCUCAGAAGGCCGAUGAACACGCUCAGGAGAAUGAGGCAUCCUCACGGACAGGCCCCACAUGCUCCAGGCACGGCCCAUGGUCCUUCUGGUAGAAGCAGACGCGACCCCACAGGUCGACCGUCUGCUAGUCAAGGGCCCCGCGCUGGUUACGGUGAGGGCCGGGGUCAUUACCAUGCCCCCAAAGGUAAGAAAGCCUAUUCCCCACUAGCGACUGCGCCGCCCGUAGGGUACGCCUCUCCGCACCAGCCGCAUCCCGAACUGUACGCGGGCGCGUACGAGAUGCGCAACAAGGUGUGACAGCAGGCCCCCGCGAUGUCGCCAUUGGUCGGCCAGCAGCGCAGUUCCCCGCCUCCUGAGUACCCGGGCACGCCAUCGGCGGUGAAUGUGACAGUGCCGGCAGAAGGGGAUAAGCAAGUCAGCAACUCAACCGGCUCAACUUAAGACGAUGACUGUGUUUUUAUUGACUUUUUUAUAAUAUGUAGCGGCUUGGGAUUGGGAAUGGAUUGAGUGGCGUGUAGGUGAAAGUAUUGAAGUCUCUUAUUAGUACUUUAUAACCCUAAGAGCUUAUAUAAUUAUCUUUCCAAGUGGCAGACUGGCAGGUUGCAUAAGUUGAGCUUGUACGUUGUGUCGUUUAUAACUCAACAACCAUCAGUCAUCAAAACACCAUAGUAUGCUACAUCAGUUUAUCUUGGAAGGAUCCAUCCAAAUAUGGAACAUUUUAGAAAAACUUUCAAAAUCUGUCAUAUGAUUGAGACCAAAUUUCCCAUAUUUUAACAUUCCAUAGCGUUUUAAUGAUUAUAAAAUACUGAUUGGACAAAAACGCGCAACUUUGACAGCCUGCCCAGAAGAUGUUUCAGGAUGACUCCCAGCCGCCAUCUUAAAAGGAUCACUUGUUAUUUUUAUAUUAAAGUAUAGUAUUCAGGUAUUCAUUUCAUCACCUCAAAUUUCAAUUUGCUAAUUUGACCCGUUCAAAAAAUAAAGAGAAAUGGGAGCUUUCUGAAAAGGACUGUAUCCAAAUUGUCAUUUUGAACCAAUAAAGAUACACGUUGAUUGAUAUUUAUGCAGUAAUAACUUAAAGCCCUCCGGCUCCCUGUUACGUGAAAAAUUGCAGUUGUUUAACAACCCUGUACGAAAAAUUCGUGCUAAAUAUCAGCAAUGGACCAGUAUAACUUUCUUCCAUGUGUUUCAUGUAAUAUGUAAACUCGAGGAAUGCUCAGCAUACAUUUUUGUAUUGAUAAUUUUGUUAUUUGUUCUCUUUCCCAAUCUGAUAAUCUCUCAUCAUAUCUCUCCGUAUAUACUAAUUCGAUGAUCUAGCAACAUAACGUAAAAAAUACGUAUACCUUCUAUUUCUAAUUAGACAACGUUUUUCGGAAUACAUUUUGGUUUCUUUCAGAAUUUCGGAGUUUCAGCCUCAUAUUUAAAGGAAUGUCAUAUGGUGCCUAAACAAAACCGGCACCUUGCUUAGCCGAGAGAAUUUACACAGUUUUAUAUUUCCAACGUGUAGAAUUAAAAUAGUGCUAAGAAAGUUGUUUAUCUCUUGAAUAGCUUGAAUUACGUUAAUUUUCACUUUUUCAUCAGGAAGACCGUGUAAUAUUCAGUAUUUUAUUUUUUAACUCAUUUGAAAAGAAAUAUAAAACUGACUACCAGAACUUUAAAAACAAGUUUUAAAUGUUUGUGGCUACUAUCUACGAGUUUGAAAAAAUCAUAUACAUUUGUCACUCAUAUCGAUAUCUUACCGCAAAGCCAGAUAAAAUAAAUGACGCAGCGCUUCUGGAUCUGUGCUGUAAUUUUUUGGACCUAUAACCCUUCAUUUAGAAUCGUAACAAAUUCAUCACCGUAAAAAAUUUAAAACCGAAGGUGGGUGCCCUUCAGUUCCAAAGCAUCCAAAUUCCCAAACUUGGAACAUGCGAAUUACCUACUGCGUUUCAAAUUUCGGGAUGAAUAGGGGGGGGGGGGGUUAGGUAAAGGGCAGGCCCUUGAGUCCCCCUUAUAUACGCCUCUGUGUUAAAUUUUAAAAAUGAAUUUCAGUGAACGUUGCAACUCGAUUACUUACCACGGUGGCGACGAAUUGGAAGCUUACGUCUGGAACGUGUUGCCAUUGUAGUUGGUCAGUAAUCCAGUUGCGAUUACUGGCAUCUAGUAAGAGACCUUUGAGUAUAACAUGAUCAGUUACUUUCAGAGCUGCCGAUUGAAGUAUGUCAGUGCAAUUUUUUACAUCUUGUAUUUUCACUUACACACACGAACAAUUCCUUCACGAACCAAAGCCAGGUGUUCGGCCAAUGUGCUCUGUGAUUGAAUAAAAAAAAUGUUGCACGGGAACUUUUUCGCAAGUACGUGUAAAUAAACUGAAUGGAAACGGGUGCAUUUUGACGUAGUCACCUAUUGCGUUUAGGAUCUUAAAACGUGGACUUCGGACGUUUGUGCAAAUGAUGGACACAGUGACAGGCGAUGUGCCGGAUUUGACAUUGUAGCUAUUUUUGAGUAUGUGUUAUUUCGUCUUCUUAAUUCCUAAAAGUAGAGCUCUCAUUUUUCAGAUUCGUACGGAACAAACUGCAGAUCUAUUUCCGAUUGGGGAUUUGACACAGCUAUAAUAUAAUUAUUUUUUGUUAUUGAUGUUAUUCCUAAAUUUAUUCGAAUAAAAAAUCUAGUACGUUUGCCAAAUGCUCAAGGAGUGGUUAAUAGUGCUAUAUCACUAAUAAUUUAGUGCCAUAACAGUGAAGAAACAAGUCAAUAGUCGCCACUUCAAUGCAAACGACUUAAUGAUAUUUAUGUCCAAAAUUAUUCAAGAAUUUAGAGGUACAACAUUUUGUGAGAAAAUAAGUUAAUCAACAUAAAUAACACGCCAGAUUGACACGGGACUUAGAUUGGCUUCAGACAAUCAGAUAAAAUCAACAUGACAUUAGUAAAAGUUUUCUAGUUUUCGAGAUAUUGCCACUUUUAGGUUUCUUUUCAAAAAAUCACUAAUUCUUGCUCCUUUUUUGUCUGUUAUGGCUAUUAAGAACUUCUAACUUGUGAGUUUUUUUCUCGCCUACCAUUAAUAGUUGGUUGAGACAACCAAGUAUUCAUUUUAUUGAAAACUACCCCGGCAUGCUGAAAAAAAUGUAAUACAUUUUGUCUCAUUGUGAAAACCUUUACUGUGAAAAAAAAAUGUACUAGACUGAAUCGGCAAAUGAUCUUAAAAACUAUCCUAUUUAGUGUUCUUUUAACAAUAGCAUAACAUUUGUAGGUUCUUUCUACUAAAAUUGAAUAAGUCCAAGUUUUGUCAUUGAAGUCGUAAGAGUCUGUUGUAUCCAAAUCACUAAGGAAUGAAAUGACUAAACAGCGAAAGAGCUAAAUAACACGUGUGUAGCACCAACACAAGGAGCGGUACUAAAUUAACCCCGCGUGCCCGGUGCGCAUGAACCAGCCCCGUUCUCGAGGUCACAUAAUGCUACCGACCGAACAAUGAAUGUGAAAGCGAGAUAACCAAUGACAUGUUUAGGUCGUUUCAUUACAGUGAUUUGGAUACAAAAGACGGCUCCACUUAUUUUUUAUUUGUAGUAUCUCGCAAGUAUUUCGACUUCAAUGACAAAAGGAUUUGUUCAAUUUUUAGUAGAAAGAACCUACAAAUGUUAUACUAUUUUUAAAAGAGCAUUAAAUAGGCUAGUUUUUAUGAUCAUUUGCCAAACCAGACUGGUACAUUUUUUUCACAGUAAUUAGUCAAACUUUAGUAAAGGUGAAACAAAAUGUAAUAUUUUUUUUAGCAUACCAUGCUAGUUUUCAAUCAAAUGAAUACUCGGCUUAACCAACUAUUAAUGGUAGCCCAGGAAAAAACUCAUAAGUUAGAAGUUCUUAAUAGCUAUAGCUGUUAUAACAGACAAAAAAGGAGCAAAAAGUAGUGAUUUUUUGAAAAAACCUAAAAGUGCCAAUAUCUCGAAAACUAAAAAACUUUUACUAAGGUCAUGUUGAUUUUAUCUGAUUGAUCUGAACCCAAUCUACCACCCAUGUCAUUUUGGCGUGUUAUUUCUAUGUACUUGUAUUUCAACAAAUAACAGCCCUAUAUAAGUUAUACAAAACAGGUCAUAGAUGAUUUAUUUGAAUGUACUAAUUCUGAAUCACGCUUAGCAUCGGACGAAUGAAAAUGGAUAUAUGUGGAUUUCUGAUACAUAGUUUCCAUUUCCAGAACAUAUAUUCGUACUUGCUGUGUUGCAGUAUUUGUGCAAGAAAGGAUUUUAUUUUCAAGUUAUGAUGUAUGACUUUAGAUAGUUUUGCUCAAAGUAAGAUUCUGAUUGUUAGUAGUCAUCAUAUUUGAUGGGUUUAAAAUGGGCCAUACUGGUGAACAUUGACCAGUUUCUCAAACAGAUUGGCACAAACGUCUCGGACCUACCACUUUUUUAUGUUUGAUGAGAUUUUGAGUAUAUAACAUGUUUUUAUGAAGUUGUAAGUUCAUUAGUUAGCUUCCUUCUGAAGAAAGGCUGAUUUAUAUUAUUCCUAAUUUCUUGGUAAUAUAAGUAGGUUUUUCUAAUUGUCCAGUUUACUGUUAUAUUCAAACUGAGAUUUGUCAUAUGGAUAAAACUACAUGAAUAAGAUUGAACAACUAAUUUUUAUGUUUUAUGCUGAACAGAAUUGAGAGAAUCAUUUUUUAUACGUUUCGUACCUUGAUAUUUAAUAUAAAAAAUUUGUCAGUUUUGUCAUUUGUUCCAAAAGUGUGUAUCUGCACAUUUAGGUUUAAUAUUGACAAAACAUUGCUUGGUUUUGGCUUUGAUUCAUCUGGUUGUUCCCACUAACUAUAUUCCUCAAAUACUUCAGGUUGAUGAUAUUUUUUGCAAGGUCUUCGGAUAUAUUCAACACCAUUGAAGUACUGUGUGAACAUUGUGAAGUACUGUAAAACUCAAGUUACGAAACUAAUUUUAAUUCUGCGCAACGCUCUUGUAUUGUAUACUUGCAUUUGUGUAAAAAGAUACAUGCUUGUAUUUUUUAUACAUGGAAAGUGUUUAAUGUUUAAGUUGACAAACAUAUUUACAUCUAGUUCAUGCUGCCACCCCCUGCACCAAAUAAUUAGAUUUACUCAUUCUUUGUUUUAUUUAUAGGAUAAUUCAUAAGAUAUAUGCGAUUUUAGUGACGGGCUAAUUUUUUUUAAGUCUGCCGCUUUUGAAAAAACUAUGAAAUUGAUAAGAUAUCGAAUCUUCAGAAAUUUGAUCAGGCUCAAAAAUCCCAUAUAUUGCGUGAGUGAUUCUUUACAGUACAUGAUAUUUUAUUAGUAGGUAACCCCAAUAUUUUGCAAGAUGUAAUCGAAUGAUGAUUUUUUACUCUUGCUAGUUGUUGUGCAUUUACUUCAUAGUUAUUUGAACGAUGUUUUGUCACGUUUUUACUGCCAGUACUUGGAAUUUUAUUGAGUGAUUGGAUUUAUACAUUGUGCUAUUUGUGAAUCAAGUCCGCAUUUCUGAAACGUUUUUAAUCUGUUCGAGUUUUUAGCGAUAUACUGCAUUGGAAGUAUUUGUUCAGUAAGUACUAUUACAUUUGUGGUCACUUGAAAUAGAUUUUUGCGACCUAGUUGCCAUGAAGAUAAUGUUACUACCGGCCGUUUCAUUGAGUAUGGAACAUGAAUUUGAAAUUACUUUUGGUGAAAAACGUUGGUACUCUGUCAUCCCUUUAUUUAACUUAAGUUUUAUAUGUACAGCUGUGGAUCUACAUGUAAAAACGUCUUAUUUUGUACAUCGUUUUUAUACUGCAAUUAGCUAAAAGAACGGUCAUACGACUACUUUGGAAAAUUGACAAAACACCUUAUCUCCUUUAUCUCCCAAAAACUGAUCGUUUGUCUAUUCAUUCUAAUUUCCAUAAUUUGUCUCUCAGAUGUCGUCGGUUUGUGCCGAUGCUCAUGCUCAAAACGUGACGUCAUUUGCAAAACUACGCUCGAUUCACGACAUGAUCCCAGUAUGAUACAAUGGGCAGAAAGAUUUAAUUGUAUCACGUGAGACGCAUUUUGUGUUUAACUCGCGAUGAAGUAGUUGGCGGUAACAAUAAUUUUAUGCAAGCCUAGAUUACCCAUUCUUGUAUUUUCUGCCAAUUUGUAAAAUAAAUCAAGAAAGUGUGUAAGUAUAUAAACAUCACACAACAGAUUGUGGAAAGAUCUCAUUUCAAUAA
Acanthoscelides obtectus is the source of this 8227-nucleotide messenger RNA. Lineage: Eukaryota; Metazoa; Arthropoda; Insecta; Coleoptera; Chrysomelidae. The record is from the annotation of a GenBank genome assembly.